GCCGGCCCGCCCGCCAUGACAUGGCGGCGGCGCAGCCCCGCCCCUCCGCGCUGGGCGGGAAACGCAGCCGGGCCGCUGAGGCCGGCGCCAUGGAGGCGGCGGGCGGCGAGGAGCGGUUCCUGCUCGCUCAGAGGCUGAAGGCUGCGGUUCACUACACUGUUGGCUGCCUGUGUGAGGAGGUUGCAGAAGAGAGAGACGUGCAAUUCAGCAAACAAACCAUUGCAGCUAUUACAGAGAUCACCUUCAGGCAGUGUGAGACCUUUGCAAAAGACCUUGAAGUGUUUGCAAGGCAUGCAAAACGAAGCACAGUCACUAUAGAAGAUGUGAAGCUUUUGGCUAGAAGGAGCAGUUCUUUGCUCAGGUAUAUCACCGAGAAGAGUGAAGAGCUCGCGUUAAGUAACAUGGAGCAAAAGGAGAAGAAAAAGAAGUCCAAUGCAGUUAAGGAACGGAGAACUGGGGAACAUGAAGCAGCUGUAACUGAAAGUGAAGAUUUCAACAUGGCAUGACUUACCUUUCAAGUAAUGUCUCUGGUCAUUUUCUCUUACUAUCCUAGAGGGACCAGCUAGCCUACUAGAGAUUCCUCUUGCAGGUUAGCAAUGGUAAUGAAUGUUUAGGCUUUUAGGUGAACAUGAUUAGUGGGAUUUUUUUUUUUCUGUUGUUCCAAACCUGGAAAGUCUGUCAGAAUUCAGUGAAGUUUAUAGCCAAAAUGCCUUAACUGCUCACAAAAAGGUAAAUUACUGUUAUUAAAAAGAAAAUCCUUUAAAGCAGAACAUUCUCACUGACCAGAAUACCUCAGUAUGUGCAAUGCUCUCCAUGCUUCUACUUAGUUUCUCCAGUAAUUGAUUUCUUGUUUCCAUUUUUGAUAUUUUUGUUUAAUAGCUGUAUCUCUUACUUGUCUUGACAAUUAAAACAUGUUUUGUGCCAUUUUUCACCUGUGA
Messenger RNA from Strigops habroptila (Kakapo), 938 nucleotides. RefSeq names its product centromere protein S (gene CENPS). Gene Ontology annotation, biological process: resolution of meiotic recombination intermediates; replication fork processing. NCBI's taxonomy places the organism in Eukaryota, Metazoa, Chordata, Aves, Psittaciformes, Psittacidae. Gene Ontology annotation, molecular function: chromatin binding; protein heterodimerization activity. Gene Ontology annotation, cellular component: FANCM-MHF complex; Fanconi anaemia nuclear complex. The transcript has 5 exons. The coding region runs from base 21 to 506 and encodes 161 amino acids. The record is from RefSeq and is a predicted model, not a curated record.